GACGGCGGGAGCCCGGCCGCGACCAGGUGAGGAGGCGGCGUCCGGCGCCACUGCAGCCCGCGGCGGCCUCGGAGGAAGAGGACUCGCCGCCGCGCGCCCGUCGUCGCAGCCCUUCCUGUUGGGAUUAUCUCCUGCUCUCCUCUCCUUCGCACUCCGCGAUCGAAGCCGCCAGCGGCUCGGACUCCUUCCCACCCGGUGCCUCCGCUCCCCCGGGAGCCUCGAGGAGACAGACAGAUCCCCCUGGGCGGCGAGACCAUGAGGAAAUUCAACAUCAGGAAGGUGCUGGACGGCCUGACCGCAGGCUCGUCCUCGGCCUCGCAACAGCAGCAACAGCAGCAGCACCCGCCUGGGAACCGGGAGCCCGAGAUCCAGGAGACGCUCCAGUCCGAACACUUCCAACUCUGCAAGACUGUUCGCCAUGGAUUCCCCUAUCAGCCCUCAGCUCUGGCCUUUGAUCCAGUACAGAAGAUCCUGGCAGUAGGAACUCAGACUGGUGCUUUAAGGCUCUUUGGUCGUCCAGGAGUGGAGUGUUAUUGCCAACAUGACAGUGGAGCGGCAGUAAUUCAACUCCAGUUCUUGAUUAAUGAGGUAGGAGGAGGUGAGAUCCACUAUCUCUGCUACAGUGCAGAAGAUGGUACCGACAACAAAGAACCAUAUGGUCCAAGAAGAGCCUACAUUGAAGUGAUACUCAUCUCUUGUAUUGUUAUUCCAAGGGCCAGAGCUAUCCCUAACUGCAGCAGGGUGAUGAUGGUCAUGCUGCAGCAGGGUGAUGAUGGUCAUGCUGCAGUAGGGGUGAUGAUGGUCACACUGCAGCAGGGGGUUACAUUUUGCCAUCUGCCUUUCCAGAGUAAGUGGCUCUAUGUGGGCACUGAACGAGGUAACAUACAUAUUGUCAACGUGGAGUCCUUCACACUCUCAGGCUAUGUCAUUAUGUGGAAUAAAGCCAUUGAACUGUCGUCUAAAUCUCAUCCCGGCCCUGUUGUCCAUAUAAGUGAUAAUCCCAUGGAUGAGGGGAAGCUUCUGAUCGGCUUUGAGUCUGGAACCGUUGUCCUCUGGGACCUCAAGUCGAAGAAGGCUGACUACCGAUACACGUAUGACGAGGCUAUUCACUCUGUGGCUUGGCAUCAUGAAGGAAAGCAAUUUAUUUGCAGUCAUUCUGAUGGUACUUUGACCAUAUGGAAUGUGAGGUCCCCUGCUAAACCUGUACAGACCAUCACUCCUCAUGGAAAACAGCUAAAGGAUGGGAAGAAACCAGAGCCAUGCAAGCCUAUCCUCAAGGUGGAGUUCAAAACGACUAGAUCUGGGGAACCUUUCAUUAUUUUGUCGGGGGGCUUGUCAUAUGACACCGUGGGAAGAAGGCCUUGCUUAACAGUGAUGCACGGAAAAAGCACAGCUGUGCUGGAAAUGGACUAUUCAAUUGUUGACUUUCUCACCCUCUGUGAAACACCAUACCCAAAUGAUUUUCAAGAACCAUAUGCUGUGGUUGUUCUUCUGGAAAAGGAUUUAGUACUGAUAGACCUUGCACAAAAUGGAUACCCUAUAUUUGAGAAUCCCUACCCUUUGAGCAUACACGAGUCCCCUGUUACAUGUUGUGAAUAUUUUGCUGAUUGUCCUGUGGACCUCAUUCCUGCACUUUAUUCUGUUGGAGCUAGACAGAAACGUCAAGGCUACAGCAAAAAGGAAUGGCCCAUCAAUGGAGGUAAUUGGGGCUUGGGUGCUCAAAGUUACCCAGAAAUAAUUAUUACAGGGCAUGCUGAUGGGUCAGUUAAGUUCUGGGAUGCUUCUGCAAUAACUCUACAAGUACUGUAUAAAUUAAAAACGUCUAAAGUAUUUGAAAAGUCAAGAAAUAAAGAUGACAGACCAAACACGGACAUUGUAGAUGAAGAUCCAUACGCCAUUCAGAUCAUCUCCUGGUGCCCAGAGAGCAGAAUGCUGUGCAUAGCUGGAGUGUCAGCUCAUGUCAUCGUCUAUAGAUUCAGCAAACAGGAAGUAGUUACAGAAGUCAUUCCGAUGCUUGAAGUUCGACUGUUAUAUGAAAUAAAUGAUGUGGAAACGCCAGAGGGUGAGCAGCCGCCACCUUUGUCCACCCCCGUGGGCAGCUCCAACCCUCAGCCCACUCCUCCUCAGUCUCAUCCGUCCACCAGUAGCAGCUCAUCUGAUGGGCUUCGUGAUAAUGUACCUUGCUUAAAAGUCAAAAGCUCACCACUUAAACAGUCUCCAGGUUAUCAGACAGAACUAGUUAUUCAGUUGGUGUGGGUGGGUGGAGAACCUCCACAGCAGAUCACCAGCCUGGCACUCAAUUCUUCCUACGGGCUUGUGGUUUUUGGCAACUGUAACGGCAUCGCAAUGGUUGACUACCUCCAGAAGGCAGUACUGCUCAACCUCAGCACCAUAGAACUGUACGGCUCAAACGAUCCUUACCGAAGAGAACCCCGGUCGCCUCGGAAAUCACGCCAACCUUCAGGAGCAGGCCUGUGUGAUAUUACUGAAGGGACUGUUGUCACAGAGGAUCGCUGCAAAUCUCCAACUUCCGGUUCUUCAUCACCACACAAUUCAGAUGAUGAGCAAAAAGUGAAUAAUUUUAUAGAAAAGGUGAAGACCAAAAGCAGAAAGUUUUCCAAGAUGGUAGCCAGUGAUCUAGCAAAGAUGUCAAGGAAAUUAAGCUUGCCAACUGACCUAAAGCCCGAUUUAGAUAUAAAAGAUAAUUCCUUCAGCAGAUCGCGGAGUUCAAGUGUAACCAGCAUUGACAAGGAAUCCCGAGAGGCCAUCUCUGCUCUUCAUUUCUGUGAAACUUACACUCGGAAGGCGGACUCUUCCCCGUCCCCAUGUCUGUGGGUGGGAACAACGCUGGGAACAGUGUUCAUCAUCACACUGAACCUUCCUCCAGGGCCCGACCAAAGACUCCUUCAGCCAGUGAUUGUGUCUCCAAGUGGUACUAUAUUGAGGUUAAAAGGUGCAAUCUUGAGAAUGGCAUUUCUGGAUGCCACGGGCUGCUUAAUGCCACCUGCGUCCGAACCCUGGAAAGAGCACAACGUUCCCGAAGAAAAAGACGAAAAGGAGAAGCUGAAAAAGCGGCGCCCUGUCUCAGUGUCCCCCUCCUCUUCUCAGGAAAUUAGUGAAAACCAGUAUGCAGUGAUAUGUUCUGAAAAGCAAGCUAAGGUCAUCUCACUGCCGACCCAGAACUGUGCGUACAAGCAGAACAUUACUGAGACGUCCUUCGUGCUUCGUGGAGAUAUUGUAGCAUUGAGCAACAGUGUCUGCCUCGCCUGCUUCUGCGCCAACGGCCAUAUUAUGACUUUCAGUUUGCCAAGCCUAAGGCCUCUGUUGGACGUCUACUACUUGCCCCUUACGAACAUGCGGAUAGCCAGGACCUUUUGCUUCACCAACAAUGGACAAGCGUUAUACCUUGUUUCACCUACAGAAAUCCAGCGACUCACCUACAGUCAAGAGACGUGUGAAAAUCUUCAAGAGAUGCUGGGUGAGCUGUUCACUCCUGUAGAAACACCAGAGGCACCCAACAGGGGUUUCUUUAAAGGCCUGUUCGGAGGUGGCGCACAGUCUCUGGAUAGAGAAGAGCUAUUUGGAGAGUCAUCCUCAGGAAGGGCCUCGAGGAGCCUUGCACAGCACAUCCCGGGUCCUGGUGGCAUUGAAGGUGUGAAAGGAGCUGCAUCUGGAGUUGUGGGUGAAUUAGCCCGAGCCAGGUUGGCUUUGGAUGAAAGAGGGCAGAAACUUGGUGACUUGGAAGAGAGAACUGCAGCUAUGUUAUCCAGUGCAGAUUCGUUUUCUAAACACGCUCAUGAGAUGAUGCUGAAAUACAAAGAUAAGAAGUGGUACCAGUUCUGACAACCAGAGUCUAAUAAAACUAACUUCAGCCAGAAGGAGGAGGCAGUUUCCUUGUUGCAGUCACUGGUGUACUGGGGAAAGAACACAAGCGGGAAGCGCGUUGCUGAAAACCGUCCCCUCCCAGCACAGCUUACCUCAGUCUCACGGUUCCCUGAGAACUCACGCGUGCAGACUGCAGCAUAUGGCGUGUGCUGGCUGUGAGAUGACAGCGGAGAGCUUAGCGGGGUCCCAUUCUCGGAUGGAACGUCCAAAGGGAUGUGGAGAAGUCCUUGGAUCAUUCCUGUAUUAAACUUUCAUAUGCCAAAAGAUUUUUGUGCCGUGGUAUCUGCCAUCAGUGUUUUAUCCGACGUGGGGAGAGGCAAUAAAUGAGAAGUUCUGAGUCUGAAGUGGUCAUACUUGUGUCGGGACUGAAUUAUACACAGCUGUCUGGACUCGCCCUCUCUCAGGCAGACUGGCCGUCAGUAUCGUUAGUGAGAAACAACAAACUGUCCCCUUACCUUUAGACUGUGCUGAAAAUGGUGGCUUUCAGUAAUCUAAGCGUACACACGCUUGUGUAUGGGAUCCUCUUCGGUUCUCGUUACUGUAUAUUUGUGUUCCGUUCCUCUGUUUUCAGAAGCAAACAAGGUGAUCUAUCACUUUUUCAUGGAAAAGUGUAACGCAUGACUGAAUCGCUCAUCUUCUGAGAGUUUCCAUGUAGUGGCCAUGCGGCGUGGAAAGUAAGAAACCCUCCAUUGUGGUGAGGAGAAUUCUUCAGUGUCCUUUGUCGUCGUUCACAUUAAUUCAGCUAAAGGUAGAUUUGACCAAAAGAGUUACUGUUCAAAUUUGUAGAAAAGUUGAAAUUGGCUACGUUUUUAAUUUUGCUUGAAUUUUUAUAAAAUGUUCAACCAAAUGUACCGUUGCAUUAUUUAAUUAAAAUUGCUAAAACAACAAUGUUUCAUCGUUUCAGUAAAGUGCUCAGCUCCCCUUUUAAACUGUCCUGUAUUUGCUAACAAUUCCGGUCCACUCAGGUGAUGAGCCAGUUAAAUCUUAGUGCACAUAGCUGUUGCAUGGAAGACUGCAAGCCUCUUUUGUCAGUAAUUGUCCAAGAGUCUAGUCUAAUGACCUACAAAAUAUCUCCUGUAGAAAUACAUUGCAAAUCUGUACAUAUCCUUUCGAAAUACUAAAAGCAAAAAGGAAAGGAAAGUAUGAUCACUGGAGUAACAUGAGGGUAGCUGUGUAUUAAAUGGCAGACACCGGUCGGUUCCUGCAGUCACAUUGCAGCCUAGGAAGGAAGACGCCUGUUAUACACAGUUGGAGGAUAUAAUUGUUAAAGCCACAAAGGAAGGAGUGAAGUGGGAGCGUGGUAUUUAUAUAUUGUCUUCUAUGAAAGUCUGCACUGAGUCAUUGUCCUGAAAUAAGCAGGGCUCGAACUGAUGGGCGCCUGCGUGUUCUCUCCUCCCUGUGAUGUGUGAAGGUCCCCGUGAGACAUCUUCAGUUCCACAGCCUGUCACUCACCUGUUCCUCUUUCGCUAAAAAAUUCUUUUGUUUACAUUUUAUAAUGUGCACUACUGGAUAUGAAAGUUUACAUCAAAGUUUAUUUUAAAUAGCAUCAAGUAAGGAUUAGAUAUAUGUGGUAGAGAACUGAUCAAGACAAAAUGUUUUAUAACUGCAAUCAUUUUUAAAAGUUUGUCAAUCUGUAGAAGGUGAAUAAUAUUUCUGUUUCAUGUCUAUGCUGUGAGCAUUUGGCAGCUUACAAAUUGCUUAAUUUGCAUUAUACAUUAUCCACUAAUCCCAUGUCCCAUGAUACCUCAUAGGAAGAGUUGUGUCCUUUUUAAAGGGUGCAGUUUUAUGAAUACCAAUAGUGGGGACUUUUCCAAGGGUGAAAAGUACUAACGUAGCCUAAGACACUGCUUGACUCUGUGUGGAGCCUCGCCUAUUUCUCUGUUGCAUUAUUUGUGUAUCGAAUUUCUUUCUAUAGUCAUUUUAACUGAUGUAAAUAAAAUGAAUCAAAGUUGUAAUUAUUUAUUAGUAGAGAAGUAGAUGUGUUUACCUGAGAUGGAUUUUAUAAGAUCAUCCGAAUGCAUUAUUUUAAGUCAUUUGUUUCUUAUUUUAAUUAAUCUACAUAUUGUGCACAACAACCUAAGAGACUAGAUUAGAGAGUACAAAGUAUUUUUGAAUAGAGAAAAUGAUCUUUCCAAGCUGUGCUUGAUUCUGUAAAUAAACCAGUCUGCAGUACCAACCCAGGGCACUGACUACUGCAGCCUGACACGGCCUGCCUCCCCCAACCCACUCCUGUCCUUUUUUUUGAUGCAAAAAGAAGUAGUCACCAGCAAGCCAAAGUUUCAGGAAUUCUAACAGCAACAACAAGAGGUCAAAAUAAAAAAUAUCAGAAAAUGAAAAUGUGUGUGCACAUGCAUGUGUGCUGUGUGUGUGUGUGUGUGUGUGUGUGUGUCUUCUCUGCCCCCUCAGCACUGAUCACAUUUGUCUUUGAUUCUGAAAUUCAAGUAUUCUGCAAUUAACAUUAUUAACAGGAAGAGAUUUCUCUGUAUGUACCACAUACCUAGUUCAUUUCAUCUUCAAACUAAAAUCAAUCUGUGUUUGCUUAGAAUACUGUUCUUUAAAGUAUUUCAUUCUGUCAAAAUCUUUAUCUCUGUUUGAAAUAUGGCAUCACCUUAACACAUUCCAGACAUACUGUGUUUCAAAAAAUUUGAUUAUGGAUUUUAAAAACAAAACCUGUUCCUCUAGAUUUGAGGUUUUCAUGGAAAAAUACUUGCUAUGUCCACCUGUCAUUCUGUGCGAGUAGACUGCAGAGUUAUCAGGACAUUUCUUAAAGAAGCAUCUACUGAGAACUUAGCGCAGGUAGACGUCAAGUGUGCAAAACAAGCCUGAAGUGUGCAGAUGUUUAGGAUGAGGCGGUGCCGGGAGACAGCCGAGGACUGGGGGAUUCGUUCCACGUUUAUCCUGAGUUCUGUAUUCGAAUCUACUUUGCCCAAGGGUUUCGCAUGUGACAUUAGUAAAGCUAUCUCCAAAGGGAACAUUUUUUUUUUGUGGCAAAGAUUUAUUUUAAUGGGGGAUUUUGUUUAUUUGUUUCUGCAAAAUAAAGAGCACUGAACUUUAAA
Microtus ochrogaster (prairie vole) is the source of this 6941-nucleotide messenger RNA. It is a transcript of the gene Stxbp5, whose product is annotated as syntaxin binding protein 5. The transcript is spliced from 29 exons. Gene Ontology annotation, cellular component: cytoplasm; SNARE complex; plasma membrane. Gene Ontology annotation, biological process: exocytosis; Golgi to plasma membrane transport. The coding region runs from base 256 to 3843 and encodes 1195 amino acids. The record is from RefSeq and is a predicted model, not a curated record. Gene Ontology annotation, molecular function: GTPase activator activity; syntaxin binding; myosin II binding. Lineage: Eukaryota; Metazoa; Chordata; Mammalia; Rodentia; Cricetidae.